AUGGAAUUACUCUGGAAGGAGAUCUCCCUUUUCGAGCUGCCGAAGACCAAAGGAAUUGGAAUAUUCAACAGAUACGAACACAUGGACCCUGAGCUGGGAAUUGUGCUCGAGCCGGAGGAGGAGCCAAAAGACAUCUACCCGUUCCACCCCGUAGAGGACGAGAGUGAAGGCGUGCGAGGGUCGUGCAAGAUGUUCCACGAGCGCGUCAACGUAUCCGAUUCUGCGGCGCUGAUGACCCUGGCUGAGGUGGAAGAGCUGUAUGGAGAGAAGCUGGUGCUCGUGGCAGCAGAUGCUGCGAAAAACAAGGCCCCUGCAUCUUGGCAUGCAUCGACAAAUCAGCUAGCAGCCAUGGGGCGACAACCCAAUAGUCCUAUGUUCUUACCACCGCAAGCGUCUGAUGAAGAUCACAUGAUCACCAAACAGCCCCACAGCCAAAAGGGGAACAAGGGACAGACCUACAAUGGCUCAUCGGAUGCAUCUCACGAUCGUGCGUGUGGAGUUUUGCUUGGGAUGGCUCCACGUGUGUCAGCAGACGGAGGUCUAUCAGUUGGCCAGAGUGACUACUCAGAACCUGAAAUGUGGUUCUAUGUCGAGAGGCGCUCAAAGUUUAUCAUGAUGAUCCAAAGGGCAGUUGAGAUCCUGAAGCUGAAACCAGGAUAUUGUGCUCCUUAUACCGCUGUCAAGGAAGAGAUGGGAAUGCCAGAGACCUCUUGCAGAAAGCUCUUUAAGAGUACAGAAUUCCAGAGAUACAUAAAGAAUGUGACUGCCCCUUAUCGCAAGGUGUACCCAGAUGCCUCCCCCUCUCAGUGGCGGUGUAAGGGCAAGGAUGCCGAAAAGUUUGUCCGUAUUAUGGAGCUGAUGAAUCCCAAGAUCGACCCUAUGGAGGUGUGCAAAGCAGAGGAGGUAGCUGAAGAAGACGAGGAAGAUGAUUCCUAUCCAGGCAUACUCGACCAGCAUAGGGUGAGGUGUUGGAUCAAAAUCUACUGUGUGAGAAUUCAUACAUUUUUAAGUAUCCAGUUGGCAUUAGGUGUAACCAAAGGGUUUAAACCAAAGUUUAAUCCGUACUUUUCAAGAUAA
Messenger RNA from Penaeus monodon (black tiger shrimp), 1077 nucleotides. RefSeq names its product general transcription factor 3C polypeptide 1-like. The record is from RefSeq and is a predicted model, not a curated record. The transcript has 10 exons. NCBI's taxonomy places the organism in Eukaryota, Metazoa, Arthropoda, Malacostraca, Decapoda, Penaeidae. The coding region runs from base 1 to 1077 and encodes 358 amino acids.